AUGGAAGCAGAACCGCCCACAAAGGUCAGGAAACAAUUGUCAGGUUUUCGGCAAGCGAAGCGGCAAGACAGCAAAGCAUUUGAGCUUGAGCCCGAUGCCGAAGAACCAAAUCAAAAAUACACCCUGCAGAGAGCUCAGGCGGACACAGUGGAUGCCCAGGCAGAUGCAAGUCAGCGAGGUCAAGUUCACUCAGCGGACAAGAGGCAUCAAUUGAAGCGCCAGCCAACCGUUGAGGAUGUAGUCCAGGAACCCGGCCUCUCAUCUGCGGAGGACCUCUUGUCCGACCAGAAUCUGCACAGCACGCUUAGGCUGGCAACAGGCACAAUGUCCUGGAAAUGGCUCCGACGCUUGCCCCCUGCUCUACAGUGCCAAAGGGACCUUGGUAAGCUUAGUGAUCCUGUGCGUGCUUCAGCGCUCGAAAUGUGUAAGGCCAGUCUCCAGUGCUUGCUAACCGACGAAGCCAAAGCAGUGGCAUGGCUAACCAAAACCGCUGCAAGCCUCGGUUGGUACGAGCUUGAAGGGCCCACUCGGGGACCAGAGGAGGAAGAGAAUGAGGUUCGGAAGGUUCGGGAGUGGAACGAAGCGUACCGAAGCUUAUGGCUUUUGCUCCGGCAGGGUGCUUUACCGGCUUUCUGCAUUGAAGCCGAGCGUUUCUCAGUGAUGGUCUUCGGUGACGGUGGCGGGACGUGGACAUCACCUGCAAACGGGCAGCAAGUGAAGCCUUCUCGCUCUGAGCCAUGUGCCAUUCUGUGGCCAUCCAGCCGUGAACUGAGGAGCAUGCUGCAGGAAAACCACGUAUACUUUGACAUGCCACACAUGCCACCACGCACGUUGCAGCGGCAGACUUCGGCAGCGGACGCGCCCAAGUGUUCAGCGGGUGACGGCACAAGUACCGCUGCCACAAAUGCCCUAGUGCCACUUGCCAAAGGCAGUAAAGGCAUGGAGGUCGAAAACUCUGUGUCCCAGACGAGGCAGGACCUGCUAGAACUGCGCCGUGAUGGCGAGAGAGCAAAGGCUCCUGGAGAUGGAGACUACGACUUCGCGAAGACUAAAUCAGCCCUUUGCUUUCAAGGCGCUUGGCGUGUUCACUUACUGGUCAACGUGCUGCGGCAGCACUUCUUGGGACACCCUAUGUCUUCAGCUGUGAAGAUGCCUCCGAAGUUGCCGAAGUUGCUGGCGCCUGGGCCGUUUGCCAAUUCAACGGUGAAGUCAGUACAAGUUGUCAGAGUCGCCAGAUGCCCGGGCAACGAGGGAGGUGCCGGCGACAUGGAGUUCAUUGCCGAGCUGCGAGGUCGACUGUUUCCCACUCAGAUUCGGAUGUUCCUGGAGCUUUUGCGUGUCAUUCUGCCCAAAUUCAGUUGUGAGUUCACAUCUCCGCCGCGAAAUGGUCCUGGCACGAAUGCAUUUACGCAGCUGGAGCAGAGGCGAAUCGAGAAAGUCCACUGCGAAAAAGAUGGCAGUGCUGCGUGGAAGUGGCAGUUCCGGGUGGGCUAG
Messenger RNA from Symbiodinium natans, 1494 nucleotides. Lineage: Eukaryota; Dinophyceae; Suessiales; Symbiodiniaceae. The record is from the annotation of a GenBank genome assembly.